Molecule: messenger RNA, 978 nt
Organism: Emys orbicularis (European pond turtle)
Lineage: Eukaryota; Metazoa; Chordata; Testudines; Emydidae
Product: retinol dehydrogenase 13-like
Exons: 6
Coding region: 1-978 (325 amino acids)
Source: RefSeq, a predicted model, not a curated record
AUGGAGCUCUCCUGCUUCGGCAGCCACCUGGGCUGGGCUGCGUGUGUGCUGGUGCUGGCCCUGCUCCUCCGAGCCAGGAGAAAGGGCGCCUGGCUCCCCCGCAUGUCUCCCACUGACCUGACGGGCAAGACAGCCAUUGUCACUGGAGCCAACUGCGGGAUCGGGAAAUACGUGGCCUUGGACCUGGCCCGCAGGAACGCCCGCACCAUCCUCGCCUGCCGCAGCAGAGAGCGGGGGCAGGCGGCGGUGGAGGAAAUCCAGAGGGCCACCGGGAACCCAAACGUGCUUCUGAGGAUCGUGGACAUCAGCAACAUGGCCUCCGUCCGGCGCUUUGCCAAGCAGAUCCGGCAGGAGGAGAAGCGACUGGACAUCCUGGUCAAUAACGCCGGAGUCACAGGUUUGCCGUUCUCCAUCACCUCCGAGGGGCUGGAGCAGACGUUCGCCACCAACUACUUGGGCCCUUUUCUUCUGACCAAUUUGCUUCUGGACACCAUGAAGGGCUCCGCUCCCGCCCGCAUCGUGAACGUCUCGUCCUUCAGACACGUCGGGGGCAUGGUCAACGUGAAGCACCUGGCCGGGGAGGAGAGGCCCAAGAACUUUGACCAGUGCUACAGUAGCACCAAGCUCAUGAACAUCCUGUUCACCAACGAGCUGGCCAGGAGGCUGCAGGCCACAGGGGUGACGGCCAAUUCCCUCAACCCCGGCAUCGUGAGGACAGAAAUCAUGCGCCACUUCAACUGGCUGAUUCGCCUGCUCUUCAGCAUCGCCAGCAUCUUCUUCAUGUCCGCCGAGGAGGGAGCAGCCAGCACCAUUUACUGCGCCGUCUCGGAGGAGGUCGCAGACAUCACGGGGAAGUACUUCGACAGUGACUGCAGGCUGGUGCUGCCCUCUGCGGCUGCCCGCGACCCGGGCCUGGAGCGCAAGCUGUGGGAGGAGUCGGAGCGACUGACAGGCCUCACGGAGAGCGGGCGCAUGUGA